Protopterus annectens (West African lungfish) is the source of this 1412-nucleotide messenger RNA. RefSeq lists its product as uncharacterized. The coding region runs from base 406 to 1074 and encodes 222 amino acids. The record is from RefSeq and is a predicted model, not a curated record. NCBI's taxonomy places the organism in Eukaryota, Metazoa, Chordata, Ceratodontiformes, Protopteridae. The transcript is spliced from 9 exons.
AAAUGCCUGCAAUAAACCUUGAACCAAGCCAAUGAUGCUUUCCUUGUUUACAGAAAAAACGUGUAAGAUAAAUUCAGUGGCUCCGAAGCAAAAUUGUACACGAGUUUAGAUGCCUCCAAUGUAAAAGCUUGGCCCAGUGCUGGCAGACAGGUCUAUACUGGUUCCUUCAAACCUGCGUUAGUACCCAAAGUGCAUUCUGAACAGGAGACACCAGCUGCUGAACCAAAAAAACAUAUCAGCAAAAGGAGUACAAAGUGCCAGCCAUCGACAGAUAUCCACAUUGCAGUAUCAAAGAACGAUACAUGUCAGAAAACUAGUACGGUUCUGAAAUGUGAAUUCAAUAUCACUUCCAACUGGAGUGUUGAAUGGCAGUUUAAUAAUACUAAAAUAGUAAACAUAAUAAAAAUGUCUGAGCUCUACAUCACAGAACAAAAUAAAAGUCUGUCCAUCUGUGGAUUGGAUAAGAAGCAUGAAGGUCGUUACCUCUGUAGGGUAAAAACUGAAAACUGUUGUAAAACUGCAGUCUACAACUUAACAUUGUCAGAUAACAGCACAGCAAUACCAGGUACAUCUGUUUACAGCACAUUGAAAACAAGUUUCACAGCCAAACCAGAUACUAGCACAGCAAUACCAGAUACAUCUGUUUAUAGCACAUCAAAUACAAGUUUCACAGCCAAACCAGAGAGCAAUACAACAUUAACAUCUCUGACAAUGACAACAGAAAGAAUGACUACAGUAUCAAAAACUGAAGGAGACAGACAAACAACAGCAAACCCAACAGAAAGUCCAGGUGGAAAUAUGCCCACAAUCAUCCUUGUCAUUGUGGUGGCUGCAAUCUCGAUUACAGGAAUUGUCAUUUUUAUCCUGGUUAGAAGACAACGCACACAACAUGAAAUGCGUGAUAGGAAUGCUCCUAGCACUACUAUUGCAGGACCUGAGGAUCAAAACAAGGAAGUUGUGUACACCACAGUUGCACUAAAUCCAGUACCAAGUUCAUCAAAGCCACAGAUUAAUGAGACAUCUGAGUACGCAACAAUAAAAUGUACUCCUGGAGACCCUACGUCUACUCCAUGAUGGUCAGUGAUGGAUGUGUGAUGUCUUAACAAAAAGAGACUUAUAAGAUCAUUUAGGAAGGCAAUGUUGUAAAGCCAAGAAAAAAAAAACUUUUGUUAAUUAGUCCAAAUGUUGCAUUUGUUUGUAUUAAAGCAUUGGUGUGAAACCACAUGUAACUAAUUACUUUUACAAACCCUUUGGUACAAUUUUUUUGACAAAGUCUGAACUGGAAUAUUUUAUAAUAGUAUUAUUGUUUUUGUACACACAGAAGCACUAUACCACAAAAUUGCCCAUGUUUACCAAUGCAUCCUCUUCUGUCCAAAAUAAAUAAUUAUCCUCCAUUGGGAGUAUAUACUGGC